This is a messenger RNA of Lactuca saligna, 363 nucleotides long. Lineage: Eukaryota; Viridiplantae; Streptophyta; Magnoliopsida; Asterales; Asteraceae. The record is from the annotation of a GenBank genome assembly.
AUGCAUCCAACAUGUUUCGUCGUUCAGAAAGUUGCUGCAUCGGCUUCUAUUGAGAGUAUAGCUGUUGAUGAAGAAAAAUUAGAUUCUGAUUCGGGUGAUGAACCUGUGAAACUUGGAUUAAAUUACCUUCAUCAUACUUUGGAUGAUGACACAAGUAUACAAGGUAAGGGCCGAAAAAGAGGUGGUGCUCCUAGGGGAAGAGGGAGGGGGUCCACUACUGCAAAAAGGGGAAGAAAAUCAGACAACACUUCAUCAUCAAUCCAAGACAUGAUGAUGAGUAAAGAUGAUGAUGAUGAGGAUGUUCCAAAGAAAGCAAACAAAUCUCAACCAAGGCUUCUGGGACUCUUCAACCACCUUUUCUAA